Penicillium olsonii is the source of this 1428-nucleotide messenger RNA. The record is from the annotation of a GenBank genome assembly. NCBI's taxonomy places the organism in Eukaryota, Fungi, Ascomycota, Eurotiomycetes, Eurotiales, Aspergillaceae.
AUGCCGGUAAAGAGUGUUGCUGUCAUCGGGGCUGGCCCCGGCGGCGCUAUCACAGUCGAUGCGCUAGCACAGGAGAAGACGUUCGAUGUCAUUCGUGUUUUUGAUAGACAAGAGCAUGCUGGCGGGUGUUGGGUUUCGAGAGAGGAGGAACCGCCUCGAACAUUUGAUUUUAAUGCAAUUGCUGCCCGGACCGCAGAUGCACCUCUGGCAGUUCCUGAGCAGCUGCCAUGUCGGACGCCAGUCAGCUCACAGGAUCGAUUCAUGGACUCGCCCGUGUAUCCGGGCUUGGAGACUAAUGUGGACGCGGGAGCCAUGUCAUUUUCUCAAGAGGUCAUUCCCACUGUUCGCUCGCAAUGGUCAAUUGAGCGCCAUGGGAAUGAUACGCCUUUCAGACACCACACGGUGAUCCGGAAGUUUAUUGAAGGCUUGUUUUACCGAAAGGGUUACCAAGAUCUUGUCCAGUAUAAUACUACCGUUGAACGCGCCAUCAAGGACCCCAACAGUCAAAAAUGGGUGCUCACUUUAAGACGAACAGAAGAAAUCAAUGGCACCAGGUCUGAUUACUGGUGGUCCGAAGAGUUCGACGCCGUUGUCGUGGCCACAGGCCACUACGCAGUGCCGUGGAUCCCAGCAAUCGCAGGGUUGCAAGAGUUUGCAGAGAGGUAUCCGGGCAGUGUGCUGCACACGAAACAGUAUCGUGGCUCGGAGAAAUAUCAGGGAAAGAAAGUCAUCACUGUUGGCGCAUCAGUCUCCGCCGCUGACACGGCAGUGAGCUUGGUUGACACCGCGCAGACACCAGUGAUCGCCGUCGUGCGCGGUCGCUAUAACGCAUACUUCGGAGAUUUGGCGUUCCAACAUCCCAAGAUCCAGCGUCGCACGCCUAUCUCCCAUAUCACGAGUAAUGACCAAGGAGAGCGCACCGUGCAUUUUGAAGAUGGAUCUUUUGAAACUUGUGUUGAUCAUAUCAUCUUUGGCACUGGGUUCAGUUGGACAUUGCCUUUCUUGCCGCAAGUCGCCACGCGAAACAAUCGCGUUCCUGAUUUGUACCAGCAUGUCUUUUACCGACAUGAUCCCACGCUCACUUUCGUCGGCGCGGUCGGCGCUGGUCUGACAUUCAAGGUGUUUGAAUGGCAAGCCGUGGCGGCUGCUCGCGUGUUGGCCGGCAAGGUGAAUCUGCCGUCUGUCGCCGAACAAGAAAAGUGGGAAACCGACCGGAUUGCGUCGAAAACCGACGGCCCGGCAUUCACAGUGCUCAACCCCGACUUUGAGGCAUACUUCGAGACUCUCCGGGCGCUGGCGGGAGAGCCCAAGGAUGGCAUUGGACGCCAGCUGCCUCCGUUCGAGCAAAAAUGGCUCGAUGAUUUUAAUGAAGGCGCGGAGCUUCGCAAGCGCAUGUGGCGGAAGAGCAACGCGGCCGCUCGGUUGUAA